Plodia interpunctella (Indianmeal moth) is the source of this 6419-nucleotide messenger RNA. Its product is annotated as sporozoite surface protein 2-like. The coding region runs from base 1175 to 3568 and encodes 797 amino acids. NCBI's taxonomy places the organism in Eukaryota, Metazoa, Arthropoda, Insecta, Lepidoptera, Pyralidae. The record is from RefSeq and is a predicted model, not a curated record. The transcript has 5 exons.
CUAUUUUGCUUGUACUAUCAGAACAUGAAACUAUGUAUAUAUAUUAGUGCAGGUGUGUGAAGGACGUUUAUUUGUGCAACAUGGGGUGGUAUCAGGUGGUUGUGUUGGUGUGUGUGUGCGUGACACAGUUUGAGUCAUAUCACGCUCGUGUAUUUCUGGAAAAUGAUUCGUUAAUCAGAAAAGCAAGAUCACACUCACCACAAGCUGAAACUAAUGAAGACCUGGCAUUAGAGCCAGUACAAUACAAUGUUGCCACAGAACAAGAAUGUACAACAUGCAGCACAGGUAAGAGAAUACGUAGAGAGGCAACAAGCGGUCCAAAUAAUAAAGGAAAAGGGAAAAAAAUUGUAACCACAAUUACAAUUUCACCUCAUAGCCAAUUACCACCGCUAAGAAUUAAUGUUAUACACAAUUUGACUGAACCUAAAAGCACUGGCCCAAAGUCUAACAAUACGAAACCAAAAACACCAAGUACUAACGCAACUGCUCCAGGCCAUAAUACAACAACGCCCUCUUCAGAAAGUCCGUCGCCUAAUCAAAGUCCAAAACCGCCUCCUAAUUCAGGGCCGGGAAAUGAUACCAACUCACAACCACCAAGUUCUAAUGCUACAAACCAUUCUACGUCACCACCGAAACAAAAUACAACGGGAUUGGAGCCUUCUAAAAAUUCAAGUAAACCACCAGAGCCAUCAAGUUCUCAAGCUGACACUACAAAUUCAUCUGCUUCAAGUAGCGGUGAUGGAUCCCAAGCAACUGCUACUACAUCUACAGCCAAAAAUGCAUCUAGUAGUGAUACUAAUGCCCCUGAAUCUAAUCAAAAUCCAAAUCAAACACCACAACCAUCAAGCACUAAUACUACAGAAUCAAAAGAUCCUCCAACAGAACCAACUAAUGACACACCUAAUAAACCGAAAACGCCACAAGACUCUCCAUCUCCAUCAAAUCAAAAUGAACCAGAAGAUCAAAAUAAACCAAACAACACGCAAAAUUCUCCACAAAAUAAAACUUCGACCUAACAAACGUCACUUCUAGCAAUUAUACUGUAUCAAAUACAAAUUUCACCAUCAACGGAUCUCACAUACCAAUAGCGCUCACAGAAACUAAAAAUAUUACUACUCAAACAUUCUCAAUAUCCGAAUCAGCAGAAAAUUCUACUUCCAUAUCUUUCGACGGAAUGGUAUUUAACGCAACAAAUGUCACCAAUACUAGAAAUAUGCAUGGAAGCGCUGCCUCAGACGCAGUAAUUACCGAAACGUUUGUAGUAACCACUGAAGUAAAAAAGAUCAAUGGAUCAACUUCUAAUAUCAGCGCAAUAGCCAAUAAUAAAACGGACGAAUUUUCUCCUACUACAGUCAUUAAUGCAACAAAAACAAUUGUCACGGUCAAAGAAACAGUCACCGAAUCAUUUUCUAAUGAUACUGCUAUCUCGUAUAAUGAAACGUUAUUAUCUUCCAAUAAAACCGAUUCUUCUAACAACAACAGUACAGGAGUAAUGACGUCAUCUGUAGAUAAUGCAGAGGUUCUUACAAUGACAAGUACAUUAACAUCUGAGCAAGAUACCAUUACGGAGUCGGAGCCCGAUAGUGGAAAAAACAGGAAUGACACGUUUGGACCACAAACAAUCACUAUGCAUGUAAAUAUGUCAACAGUCGUAGACACGGUAUCGGAGUCAAAUUCUAGCGCUACCGCAUUAGCGUAUGAUUCCAACACAUCAAACAAUGGCACAGACGACUUUUCUGCAGCAUCAGCCACUGCGUCAAGUGUCACAGAAACAUAUCAAGCAUCAACUGGAAAUUUCGCCAUCUUAGAAUCCAAUAACACGUCCCAAGAUGCUCCUACCAAAUCUGUAUUGGAAACUGGAUCUUACAACGCCAGUCAAGAUUAUAUAAGUAAAGGUAAUGCCAAUGCUUCAUCAGAGAGUUUUGGCAAAAAUGCGACUGCUAUUGCUGUUGCCAGAGCAGAUUCAGCUAUUAUUAAAGUAUUUGAUAAAGAAACCGAAAACAUUAGUAGAGAAAACCCACAAAGCAACAGCCCAAAAGCUCUGCCAGUGACUGAUAAUCAUAAAAAUGAACAAAAUACAUCAGGAACUCCUAUUGUGAACAUAUCAAGUAUUGAAAAUAAAUCAGCAAGUACGCUAGACAUGAAAUUACCAGCAAACGAAACAAAUACUAAACCAAUUGACACUUUGAACACAAGUAAUAAUAAAAAUUUUGUGAACAAUGUUACGGUACCAUAUCUGUUAAGUUCGAAUGAAACAAAUCAACUUGGCAAUUUUUCACUAAUCAAUGGUACCAUACACAAUAAGUUAUCGCCAGCCCUAGAACCAAAUACAACUAUCAAUGAUGGUGCCAAAUCAACUAAUAAUUCAUCAUGUAUUCCAAAAAUUUCGCAACAAGAACACUUCGGCAUGGUUCCAAAUGAAGUCAGACAUCAAACGAACAAGUUGUCAACCCUAAACAUGACAAAAAAUGCCACUAGCACAAUAGGAACUGAUUCUAAAGUAAAUGCUGCCAAUAUCACAAAUAAUUCGAGUAAACAUUUGGAUUACAAUGAUACUAUUAUCGGAACAACCAAUAUAAAAUUAAACAACGAUUUACCUAAAUCCAACGUAAAUCAUUCAACCCAUGAAUCUUUCGCUGAAGUGAUUUCUGAAUAUUCUUCGGGUCCAAAAUUGGUUACUACUAGUAAUUAUACUAUAUCCCAUGUCAACUCAACUAUCAACGGAUCACACAUUCCAAUAGCGCUCACAGAAACUAAAAAUAUUACUACUCAAACAUUAUCAAUAUCCGAAUCAGCAGCAAAUGCUACUUCCAUAUCUUUCGACGGAAUAGUAUUUAAUGCAACAAAUGGCACCAAUUCUAAAGGAAAUAUGCAUGGAAGCGCUGCCUCAGACGCAGUAAUUACCGAAACGUUUGUAGUGACCACUGAAGUAGAAAAGAUCAAUGGAUCAACUUCUAAUGUCAACGCAAUGACCAAUAAUAAAACGGACGAUUUUUCUCCCACUACAGCCAUUAAUGCAACAAAAACAAUUGUCACGGUCAAAGAAAUAGUCACCGAAUCAUUUUCUAAUGACACUGCCAUCUCGUAUAAUGAAACGUUACCAUCUUCCAAUAAAACCGACUCUUCUAACAACAACAGUACAGGAGUAAUGAUGUCAUCUGUAGAUAAUGCAGAGGUUCUUACAAUGACAAGUACAUUAACAUCUGAGCAAGAUACCAUUAUGGAAUCGCAGCCCGAUAGUGGAAAAAACAGGAAUGACACGUUUGGACCACAAACAGUCACUAUGCAAGCAAAUAUGUCAACAGUCGUAGACACGAUAUCGGAGUCAAAUUCUAGCGCUACCGCAUUAUCGUAUGAUUCUAACGCAUCAAACAAUGGCACAGACGAUUUUUCUGCAGCAUCAGCCACUGCGUCAAGUGUCACAGAAACAUAUCAAGCAUCAACUGGAAAUUUUGCCAUCUUAGAAUCCAAUGACACAUCCCAAGAUGCUCCUACCAAAUCUGUAUUGGAAACUGGAUCUUACAACGCCAGUCAAGAAUAUAUAAGUGAAGAAUCCAGUGACUACUAACGAUAUUUAUCAACACAGCAACUCUUUAAUAAAUAAUAAUACUACAUACAUUACAUUUUGAGAAAGAAUGAGAAAACACAUACACACCAGAUAAGUAACACUCACUUCAAAUCUGCAGCUCAUCACGUUACAACAGGUCCAGCGAGUUAUAGAACUACGACUCCCCAGAUCACAAUCAAUAAUUAUACAAUUGAAACAGUAAAUUUACCCAUAAAUGAAUCUUCAACACCAAUUGUGCUCACAAAAUCAGAAAAUGAAACGACUAAAAUAUUUACUAUAUCUGGAUCAGAAGCAAACGUCACUUCAAUCUCUAUUGAUGAAGUCACUUUCAAUAAAACUAAUAUGACUAAUGUUUCGAAGAUCUUAGAUAAAAAUACAGAAUCGAAUUCUGACAUCACUGAAACUUUUGUUGUCACAAGUGAAAUAGAAAAGAUAAAUGGGUCUCUGACAAAAUCAGAAGAUAGCGCUUACCACGAAAAUGGUGCUAAUAUAUCAGAGGCAGAAUAUUCAGCAAUCGUUUUUAAUGGAACUCUUGAACUUAUAGCUGUUGAAGAAAUUAUUAAGGAUUCGUAUUCAAACAGCACUGCUAUUUCUGCAAAAAAUGUUGAAGGAGAUAUAACAACAAAUAGUAACAGAUCUAGUAAUUUUGUUGCUGAUGAUUGAAACUUAUAAAAUAACUACCGAAAACAAUACCAUCACAGAUUCAAUGCAAUCUCUGUAAUCAGGGACGGCAUAAAUUCAUAUGAGGCUUCUUCUGCGACAAUGCACAUAACAGAGACGAAAUCCUUAAAUACAACGAGAAAAUCCGUAAGUGAAACCAAUGCACACGCCUCUUCGGAAAUUGUUGGUGUAAAUGCAAACGCAGAAGCUUUAGCAAAAGCAACUCCAGUCUCAGUUGAAACAGGACACAGAGUGAAGAUGUUAAUGGUGAAAACCCAACUACAAAAUCAGAUAAAAAAUCAUUAGAUAAUGAAAUGACGAAGACGUCACAAACAAUAAUUAAAUUGUUUUUAAUAACACCUUAAAUAUACAUUUUGUUAUUGUAUAGAGAUUUGUUUACUAUUUAUUAAAGAAUAUAAUGACACAAAUAUAAAAGUACAACUUCUUUAUGAUCCUAAAGAUAUUAAAAAGUGCAAACAAACUCAGACUCAACAAGUCAGAUUCCUUCAAGUUUUUAUGAAAGUGUUUUGUUAUCAUUAUCUUCUUUACGGUUGUGCUAUUACUAACUCUGCUGGAGUGAUUAUUCAAGUUUCAAGAUUAGAAGUUAUUUACCGCUAUCAUCUUGGGCCGCAGCUCGUCGACCGAGUUCAUGAUGCAUUUGUCCACGUUCGGGUCAUUGCGCUGGCAGACUUUGAUGUAUGGCGCUGAAAAGACAACAUUCAAACUUUAAACAAGGUUUUUACAAAAAUGACAUGUUUGAUGUAAUUUUUGCUUAGAAAAAUGAGAUUUUUGGUUAUGAAUAAAGUUUUCAAAGUUUCUGAGCAAAAUAAACAAUGCAUGAAAAGUAUGUUUGGUCUACAACCCCUGCGCAUUUUUAUAUUUUCGCUGUACAGUCAACAGCACAUCGACCAACUGAUAUUCAUUGCAAACUCUCCGCUAUUACCGCACGAUAGAAGUUCAUGCUGGAUAACUUUAUGUGCUGUUGACUGUACUUAUGGCUAAUGGGCAAAAAUUAACCUCUGAGGUGCAAAACAGACACACAUUUCAAGAUAAAUACCAGCAAAAGAAAACAUCAUUCGAAUUGCUAGUAAGUAAAUACUUAUACAACCUGAACUGCCGGCCGGCAUACGCUAACUAAGCCGGUGCAUCGAGCAAGCACAGUCACGUGCAUGCGUUGCAUCAGCUGCAACACUCACGUUUCGUCGCGUUUCACUGGUUAGAGGUCGCCGUCAUUUAAAUACGCUUUUAGGAUAAACAUAUACCUACUGUAACUGCAUAAAAAUAAGAGAAACAAUUAUUUAUAUACACAGAUCCCUGAGAUUCCACCGCUGUAUGAGGCUUGCGGAGCAGGGAUUUUCAAAGUAUAAAUAUGUCAACAUAUACAAUUGCUUUUUGGAAGAAGACAGUAUUAACCUAGGUUUCUGUUCAAUCAUUUUUCAAAAAUGUUCACUCACUUCAAAUACAUGCGGUUUCGUUUCUACGUACAAAAUGCCAUUCGCAUAUAUUUGUUAGUUUAUUCGCGUUUGGAAUAUUAGUUUUGAAUAUUAUCGCUAUCGAAAGUGCACUUAGUCUAUUAUUAUGAUAUACAAAUAUUAUACAGUAAAAAAAUUGUAUUCAAUUUCGUUACCUAAGAAAACCCUGAUGCCGCGUAAUCUAAUAAAAUUGGCCUAUACAUGCUGUCGAUCUACUGCUGAAAAGAGUGUCGCUGCUGACAAAAGCUUGUCAAGAAGUAAAAUAUUAAAAUUGACCAAACAUUGUAUAACGAACGUAUUGUGUUGUAUGCUCACAUCUAAAUUUAUUUUUCAGUUGGUCAUUUUACCGUACUAUAAUCCUGCCCUAUUUGAAACUGGUAUUGGAAGCCGGUGCGUUAAGUUAUGUCAUUCAGGCGAUUAUAACAUCGACUGCAGAAUUCUAGACCUUAGGCUAUACACGGCUAUAUACUCACACGUAUUUUCCUAUGUGAUAAAAUGCUUAACUGUCAGUUCAUUUCAUUUUGAAUUAUUUUUAAAUUCCUGUCUGUCCAGGUUUUUAUAUUUAUCAUUGUCACCUUAAAACUAGACACAGGGCAGAGUGACUGCCUACAAUUAUAGUUGAUUUACUUAUAAAUACAUAAGUAUUAACUUAUUAUUAAGUUAAACGUAAAUAACAUUCCUAUUAAGUAUAAUUAAAUAAUAUAUACUUCCUUCCAAAA